UUAAGCACCUUCUUGAGAGCAGGGUCUUCAUUUUAUUUAUUGAUGAGCCUGUAACACCUGGAUGCACAGUAACUCAGCGUUCAAUUUGGAAUGGAUUUUCCUCUAAAGAGGGGAGUCACCGGUAGCAAAAGCCUUGGAGCCUUUCCAUGCUAAGUGCAACCCCAGCUCUGCCAUCACCUUGCUCUAGAGACCCCUCCCCUCCCUCCUCCAGUCCCACCUUAUGGAGAGCCCAGAAGGUCGUUCAAUUCCUGUGUCUUCCCUCGGAGGGAGAGCACUGUGUCCCGGCUGGAUCUGCAGACACCCUGAGUCAUGUUUGUCCAGAAAGCGCAUAUUCCAGGAAACCGAAAGGCUUUUAAUUUUCUCCGUAGACGUGUAUCCAAGUCUGAUAUUGGAACUGAGAGAUAUAUACAGUCUCUGCCUGUGCCCUGAGCCCUUCAAACAGGGAGAGAAUGGGGGACUCUGGUCUGUUGGAAGUUGUGUGUAUCUGGCAAGUGGUCCGGCUUAUCUGCUCUCGCAAGGCGCGCGCGUCCCUUCCCGGGUAUGAGAUCCCCGCCGCGCCGCCUCCCAGGCUGUAGCGGGGAAGCGGGAAAGCCCCGGAGGUUCCCACCCGCCCAAGCCCAGCCUCUGGGGGACCCGAAUGCCCGCAGCGUUUGCACAGCUUGCAAGCCCAGGCGCUUUGCAGCCCUCCUUUCUGUCCUUCCGGCCCCUGAACUCUGCCCCGCGCGGGUGCGGGACCCAGGCCCUGCCUCCCCGCGCCUCCGCGUCGGCUCAGCCCGCUGCAAAGAGUUAAGACCCGGCUCCCGAGACGCCCCCAGCUGCUCCAAGUGCCAGGUCCCCGCUCGCCGCUGCUGAUUGGCUGAGCUCCUGUCAGUAGUAAAAAAGUAUCAGAUAGCAAACUUGGGACCUUCAUAAAGGCGUGGUGGUGAUACUCCGCAAUCGCGGGCGGCCUAUGACAUCAGCCAAGAACGCCUGGGAUGCCGCUGCUCCUGGCUAGACACAGGAGGAGGAGGUUCCUGCCGGCUAAGAGUUAAUCAGCCCCGCGCAGCGAGGGGGGAGCCGCCAGGUUUCUGGGGACACUGGUUUCGGACACUGGCGGCCACUGUACUCCUACCCAGGGGAGCUCACGAAGAGUUGGAUGAAUUCUGGUUUGUUAGCUGCGGUCAGCUGGGCUGCCGGGAGCCUGUUCCUGGUGGAAAACAGGGGGCGUCUGGCCAAGGGAGCAGCGGCUCGCUGAGACUCAACAUGACCCUCCUGGGGGCUGAGCAUUCUUUGCUGAUUAGGAGCAAGUUCAGAUCAGUUUUGCAGUUACGACUUCAACAGAGAAGGACCCAGGAACAACUGGCUAACCGAGGCAUAAUACCGCCCCUGAAAAGUCCAACUGUAUUCCAUGUGCAAAGAAAACACUCGGAUGGUGACAAGACUGAAGACACCCUGAAGCGAAAGGUCAGAAACAGGCCCGAGAUUGCAGACCUGGUUAAUAUGCACAUACUACAGGCCUCCACUGCAGAGAGGUCCAUUCCAACUGCUCAGAUGAAGCUGAAAAGAGCCCGACUCGCAGAUGAUCUCAAUGAAAAAAUUGCUCUCCGGCCAGGGCCGCUCGAGCUGGUGGAGAAGAACAUACUCCCUGUUGAUUCUGCUGUGAAAGAGGCCAUAAAAGGUAACCAGGUGAGUUUCUCCAAAUCAGCAGACGCAUUUGCCUUUGAAGAGGACAGCAGCAGCGAUGGGCUUUCUCCAGAUCAGACCCGAAGCGAGGACCCCCAGGGCUCAGUGAGAUCCCCCCCAGACGCUAAAGCUAAAGUGACCCCUUUGGCAGGCCCUCUUGGGACAAUCCAGGAUCUUACUUCUGGCUCGGAAAAUGACAGGAAUGACUCGGCCUCACAGCCCGGAAACCAGCCAGAUACAGGGAAGCAGGGGCUUGGCCCCCUUGGCACCCCCAAUCCUGCACAUGCUGCUGUAAAGUCCAAGUCCUUGAGUGACAACAAGAACCGCCACAAAAAACCCAAGGACCCCAAGCCAAAGGUGAAGAAGCUCAAAUAUCACCAGUACAUCCCCCCUGACCAGAAGGCAGAGAAGUCCCCUCCGCCCAUGGACUCGGCCUACGCCCGGCUGCUCCAGCAGCAGCAGCUGUUCCUGCAGCUCCAGAUCCUCAGCCAGCAGCAGCAGCAGCAGCAGCAGCACCGGUUCGGCUACCCCGGGAUUCACCAAGCUCCACUCAAGGAACCAAACGAACAGAUGGUCAGAAAUCCAAACUCUUCUUCAACACCACUGAGCAAUACCCCCUUGUCUCCUGUCAAAAACAGUUUUUCUGGACAAACUGGUGUCUCUUCUCUCAAACCAGGCCCACUCCCAUCAAACCUAGAUGAUCUGAAGGUUUCUGAGUUAAGACAACAGCUUCGAAUACGGGGCUUGCCGGUGUCAGGCACCAAGACCGCCCUCAUGGACAGGCUUCGGCCCUUCCAGGACAGUUCCGGGAACCCUGUGCCCAACUUCGGUGAGAUAACGACGGUCACUUUUCCUGUUACGCCCACCAACGCGCUGCCCAAUUACCAGUCCUCCCCUUCCACCAGUGCCUUAUCCAACGGCUUCUACCACUUCGGUAGCACCAGCUCCAGCCCCCCCAUCUCACCUGCCUCGUCUGACCUGUCGAUGGCCGGGUCCCUGCCUGACACUUUCAACGACACGUCCCCAUCCUUCGGCCUGCACCCGUCCCCGGUUCACGUCUGCCCCGAGGAGAGCCUCAUGAGCAGUCUGAACGGGGGCUCCAUUCCUUCCGAGCUGGACGGGCUGGACUCCGAGAAGGACAAGAUGCUGGUGGAGAAGCAGAAGGUGAUCAAUGAGCUCACCUGGAAACUCCAGCAAGAACAGAGGCACGUGGAGGAGCUGAGGAUGCAGCUGCAGAAGCAGAAAAGGAACAACUGUGCCGAGAAGAAGCCACUGCCUUUCCUGGGCACCCCCAUCAAGAAGGAAGAUGCCAUCUCCAGCUGUCCUUAUGCAUCCCAACAAAUAGCUGUGAAAAGACAAAGCAACAACUCAGACGGCCAACCACAGGCUUGCGAUGCUGCUCAACUCCUGCCCCUUGGGAGUACUCACUGCGCGGAGACCUCAGGUCAGACCAACGUACUUUCUUCCACAUUUCUCAGCCCUCAAUGCUCCCCUCAGCAUUCGCCACUUGGGGCUGUGAAAAGCCCACAGCAUAUCAGUUUGCCCCCAUCACCAAACAAUCAUUACUUCCUACCUUCAUCUUCAGGCGCUCAAGGAGAAGGGCACAGGGUCUCCUCACCUGUCAGCAGCCAGGUGUGUACUGCACAGAACUCAGGGCCACACGAGGGCCAUCCUCCAAGCUUCUCUCCCCAGACUUCCAGCCUCCACCCCGCUUUCUCUGGAGCCCAGGCAGACAGCAGUCAUGGUGCUGGGGGCAACCCUUGUCCUAAAAGCCCAGGUGUACAGCAAAAGAUGCCUGGUUUACACUCUUCUGAUAAGGCAGGGCCAAAGUUUUCAAUUCCGUCCCCCACUUUUUCUAAGUCAACUUCAGCAGUUCCAGAGAUAACACAGCCUCCAUCAUAUGAAGAUGCGGUAAAGCAGCAAAUGACUCGGAGUCAACAGAUGGACGAACUUCUGGAUGUCCUCAUUGAAAGCGGAGAAAUGCCCGCUGACGCCAGGGAGGAUCAUUCAUGCCUUCAAAAAGUCCCAAAGAUGCCCAGGUCUUCCCGCAGCCCUACUGCUGCCCUCCCCAAGCCCUCAGCUUCCUUUGAACAAGCAUCUUCAGGAGGCCAGCUCUCCUUCAACCACUACGGCACAGACAGCGAUGAGCACCUUGAAGUCUUAUUAAAUUCUCAGAGCCCCUUAGGAAAGGUGAGCGAUGUUGCCCUUCUAAAAAUUGGGAACGAGGAGCCUUCUUUCGAUGGGAUAAUGGAUGGGUUCUCUGGGAAGGCUGCAGAAGACCUCUUCAAUGCGCAUGAGAUCUUGCCAGGUCCUCUCUCCCCGAUGCACACUCAGUUUUCACCUUCUUCUGUGGACAGCAAUGGGCUGCAGUUAAGCUUCACUGAAUCUCCCUGGGAAACCAUGGAGUGGCUGGACCUCACUCCACCAAGCUCCACACCAAGCUUUAGCUCCCUUACCACCAGCGGCCCCAGCAUCUUCAACAUUGAUUUCCUCGAUGUCACGGAUCUCAAUUUGAAUUCCCCCAUGGACCUUCACUUACAGCAGUGGUAGAAUGCAAAAAUGCUAAGGAAGACCAAUAGGAGUUCCGUGGGGGAAAGCACACAGCCAUAAAUACAUGUGUUACCCAAAAGAAAGAGGAGGAGGAGGAGGAAGAGAUUAAAAAGAAGCAAUGGAGACUCCGAUGACAAUCAUCAAGAUCAAAUAGGAGUCUUGUUUUAUACAUAUAAAAUGUAAUAUUUACCAACAUUCAAUGACUGUUACUGACUUCAGCAAUGCAUUUAAAAAUGUGCUUUCUCAGAUCAAGAAUGCCAAAAAAAAAAUUAUUUCACUGCCUUUUCAAACACCAGUAUUUUUUCUAGCCCAUACAUUUUUUAGGUAUUGUUGGGGUAUAAACUCAUCUGUAAGUUUUUCUCAUGAAUUUAUUUGGUAUACUGUGGAAAGAAAAUGUAAACCCUUUGGGGAGUACAGGGAAGCCAGUCUAUCACAGGUUAUGGGGGGCAUACCUGUGAUAGAGGUGAUUCUCAUCUCUCCACUACCUGUCUUUUAAACUACAAGUCAGGCCCAGUUUCAGUUAGGGAGUUCUUGAGGCAGAAUAGAGGGACAGAACCAAUCUACUCCCAGGGAAGCAAAAUCAACUCAGCGUCCCUCGGCCACAAAGCUGCCCCAUUGGUGUGGUUUUCACUCCUGGACCCAUGACUCUGUGGUCACUGAUAAAAACUGACCUGCAUUUGGUCCAGAGAACCCCACCCAGAACCUCCCUGUUUCUCAACCAUUAGCCAAACCACUCCCACUGUCUCUGGUGACAAGCAUUGUGAAACAGGUGAGAACCUCCUGAGAUGGAAGGUUCUCCAACACAACCCCCUUUAGUUCCAGAGACGAGUGAUGACCACUUAAGCAGAUCAGAAGAAUCUCUCUAGCUUCGGGAAGUUAUAUCAGGGAUAAUUCAGACAGAGCUAGAGAACAUUGUUUCACAUAUCAUAGGGAUAAAUACCAUAGGUUACUAUAACAGGACUAUUUGUGGAGAUCCAACUUCUUUUUUAGGGUAUGUGUUGUGGGGGUCCACCUCAGUUUAUCUUUCUGCCACUCUUCUUUCAAGGUACCAAUCCUUUCUUGCUCCUGUUUUGAAGAUCUUUCUUUUUCUGUCCCAACAUUGGGAGAAGAUUUCUCAGCUCUAACAAGCUGACAUACUCCUAAUAAAGCCAUAUUUUAAAAAACUAAAAAUCCAGGUUCUCCUGGAGAACUCAUUCUUCAUAUGAAUAAUUUGCUACAAAAGCAAGUGAAAGAAUGUCCUUAGGAAGGAACUGGUGACUUGGCCCAUCAGUCCCAAAGUUCAUUCUUAUCCUUAUUUGAUUUACAGCAAUCAUUGAUUUGAGUUGGUCUGGGGAAAUUGGAAAUCAUUAUAUUGUAAAGAUGAAUAUGAAAUAUAUUUACAAGGAGAGAGUAUUUUAGGUAUGGGUUUCUGAAAAAAUAUAUAAUUACAUUGAAAAUGAUGGAAGGAAAAAAGACAAUUGUCUCAUGUGCAUUCCUCAUUACCUCUAACGCUUUCGCUGAGAGUUGAAAAACUCAAAUGUCAGGACAGUCUCUCUAAAGCUCAUUGUGGCUCUAACUCACUGUUUUUAUAGUGUUGCAUGCUGUAGAAAGUAGCUAUUGCUGUUGUGUGUUUUUUUAAUUUAAAUCACUGAGACACUGUUUUCUUCUUUUGUAAAAAAUUGUUGUUCACUGUGCACUUAUGGAGAAAAUAAUCAAAAAUGUUGUGAUUUUAGAAGUUCUCUUUUUGAUAAACCAAAGAUUUAGAAGUCAUUCCAUUGUUAACUUGUAAACUUGUGUGAACAGUGUUUUUGGUGACUGCUACUCUGAAAGCUGCCAGAUCUUAUAGGAAAUGGGGGAUAUAUAUAUUAUGCAUAUGUGUAUAGAUAUAUACACAUGUAUAUGUAUGCAUGUAUGUAUAUACACAUAUACACAUGCAUAUGUAUAUAUACAUACACGAGUGUAUAUGUGUGUGUAUCUUGAAAAGCAGUGUUACAGAGUUCUAGACCAAAAACCUUUAAGCCUCAAUCUGCUGUGAAAUGAUACUUGGCCUUUCUCACUAUGAGUUUCUGAUUAAUCAACCAGACUACACAUUGCCUCUCUGUGUAUGACUAAUGGCUCCAGCCUGAUGACUCACAGCCACUUGCUUCCCAUGAACAAGCUCAUCUUGACAAUGAAUAUGGAUGUGAAAAGACAGAACAGCUUCACCAUUAGUAGCUGGAAAUGGUAAUACAGUCUCUCAUGGAAGAGCAUAAAGGAACAUAAAGCUCGUUUUACAUUCCUUGAUCUGCAUUGUGCUUUAAAAGAUCCACAUGGUAAAUUUUUCAUUUUGCUUUUAUGUCAGUCAACAGAACCAAACAUCGACAGGCAAAAUUACCAGUCUUUUCUUUGAAAAUGAAGCUAUGGGAAAGAAACCCUUUUAACACAUUCCUCACAUUUGUUUAUUCCUCAAAUGUUGAAGUUCUGUUUGGGUCUUGACAAAGCUUGCUGGUCAGUACAUUUUUCAUGUGUCAUGUUGUGCGAUUUGUAUGUUAUCCGCCCCCAUCCCACCCCGCCACACACUCACACCUUAUUUCCUUUGGAAAACAAACUCAUAGGGUCCCUACUCUGAGACUCUGAUCUGAGGGUUAAUUAUUUUUUCCUUUGGAUAUUUCCAUCUGAAGGACUAGACUUGGUUAGGAGGCCUCUGUGCUUGUAAGUUCCUGCAUUUUCAUUGGGAUCUUUUUAGAAAUUACCUGGUCCUGAUGUACAUGCUUCACAGUUGACCAAAGAUGGGUCCUAUUUGCUACUGUAAACCAACACGAUUAACACAGAUCAGACCCCUAGAUUACUGGUCUCAGCCUCCUCCUACAGCAUAUUCGUUCUGUCUCUUUAUAGCUCAGAUGUGAGAUUUGCGGGAGAAAACUGGGGAUAAUUGGGAGAAAACUGAUGAAGUUGGCUUUUCCCGGUGGAUCAGAUAAUCCAUGUUAAUUCAUCUGUCUCCUAUUGGGGAUUUUUAUUUUAAUUUCUUUUAAACUCUUAGUUAUAUCCUCUAUUCUGGCAACAAAUUUGGCCUAAAACAUGUACAGAGACUUAUAAAGAUGGCCACAUUCAUGUUUCUUAAUGCUCUUCAAGCCCAAAAAUACCACAUGUGGUUUACUUAAUGCUCCUGGAACCCCUAUGGUGAUGCAGAUCUGCAGACAUUUGCAGCCAUUUUGAAUGCUGCUGCAGUCCCCUAGGUUCAUACUUACCCAACUGAGUCAGAAAAUUCACUUAUGCAAAGGCUUUCAUUAAGUGAGUGUUCAUUAGUAGUAGUCCUACUUCUAACAGUGUUAUUGAUACGACACACAUUCUGUUAUAAGGGAGAGAGAGGGAGGGGAAAGAAAAGAAGGAAGGAAGGAAGGAAGGAAGGAANAGGAAGGAAGGAAGGAAGGA
This is a messenger RNA of Hipposideros armiger (great roundleaf bat), 7602 nucleotides long. It is a transcript of the gene MYOCD, whose product is annotated as myocardin. NCBI's taxonomy places the organism in Eukaryota, Metazoa, Chordata, Mammalia, Chiroptera, Hipposideridae. The record is from RefSeq and is a predicted model, not a curated record. The transcript is spliced from 14 exons. The coding region runs from base 1243 to 4212 and encodes 989 amino acids. Gene Ontology annotation, biological process: cardiac muscle cell differentiation; smooth muscle cell differentiation; positive regulation of transcription by RNA polymerase II. Gene Ontology annotation, cellular component: nucleus. Gene Ontology annotation, molecular function: transcription coactivator activity.